Messenger RNA from Oryza brachyantha (malo sina), 1419 nucleotides. RefSeq names its product expansin-B7-like. Gene Ontology annotation, cellular component: extracellular region. The transcript is spliced from 3 exons. Gene Ontology annotation, biological process: sexual reproduction. Lineage: Eukaryota; Viridiplantae; Streptophyta; Magnoliopsida; Poales; Poaceae. Bases 29 to 976 code for a protein of 315 amino acids. The record is from RefSeq and is a predicted model, not a curated record.
UAUUGAUCGACCGUUGCAAGUGAAUUAGAUGGCGGGCAGGCUAUGGUCCGUGGCCGUUGCGGCUGCUCUGCUCUGCCUGCUCGCCGCCCAUGGCUGCACCGCCACCACCAAGCAUCACAAGCCUCCCAAGCCCCACAAGCCAAUCCCAAGCCCAAGCCCCAGCCCCAGCCCUGGCAAUGCUUCUUCUUCCUCCUCCAAUUCCAGCAGCACCGUCCCUCCUCCUCCUGCUUCCAUCCCCGGCAACGGCAGUAGCACCAGCGGCGGGUGGCUGAACGCCCGGGCGACCUGGUACGGCGCCCCCAACGGCGCUGGGCCUGACGACAACGGUGGCGCGUGCGGGUUCAAGAACGUGAACCUGCCGCCGUUCUCGGCCAUGACGUCCUGCGGCAACGAGCCUCUGUUCAAGGACGGCAAGGGCUGCGGUUCCUGCUACCAGAUCCGAUGCGUGGGGCACCCGGCGUGCUCGGGCGCCCCGGAGACAGUGAUCAUCACGGACAUGAACUACUACCCGGUGUCGCUGUACCACUUCGACCUGAGCGGCACGGCGUUCGGCGCCAUGGCCAAGGACAACCGCAACGACGAGCUCCGCCACGCCGGCAUCAUCGACAUCCAGUUCAGGAGGGUGGCAUGCCAGUACCCGGGGUUGACGGUGACGUUCCACGUGGAGGAGGGGUCGAACCCGGUGUACCUGGCGAUACUGGUGGAGUACGAGAACGGCGACGGCGACGUGGUGCAGGUGGAGCUGAUGGAGUCGAUCAGGGCGGCGGACGGGGCGGCGACGCCGACGGGGGUGUGGACGGCGAUGCGCGAGUCGUGGGGAUCCAUCUGGCGCCUCGACACCAACCACCCGCUGCAGGGCCCCUUCUCCCUCCGCAUCACCAACGAGUCCGGCAAGACGCUCGUCGCCGACCAGGUCAUCCCCGCCGACUGGCAGCCCAACACCGUCUACUCCUCCCUCGUCCAGUUCGACUCUUAACUAUAUUUCUUUCUCCCUUCCUUCUUCCUACAUUGCCAUUGCCUUCAAUGCAUAUAUCCAUCGCGAGACGUCGCUUGUGACGUCCGAUCUCCGUUUCACUAUCUGCAUCCAUCAGUGCGUGCACUGUCGAUCCACCAUAUACUACUAUCUAUAUAUCGACCAUGAUGAUAUGCAUGCAUGUAUAUCGAUCAUUAAUUGUACCUCAUCAUAUAUGCAUGCAUGUCCAAUGUAAUCGUGUGCUACUACUAAAUAUGUUUACAUGCACGCAAAUCAUGCAAACGAAUCAGUCAAUAUAAUAUUUAUUGCAUUUGCUAGCUAUCUCUGCUUCCUGUUACACCAGCAGCAGGCCGGUUCAUUCUGGGUUUCACUUCAUUCUCCCUAGCUACGUACGUGGUUUGUCAUUUCUAGCUUUUGCUACCUGCUGGAUUUAUUAUUAUAUACUU